UGAGACCAUUCCGCUAUGGACGACCGAGGUUUGCAGCAACUCAUAAGGUGUAUCUGCUGCUGCUGCUGGUCAAGGAGUCUAGACUCUAGAGAGUAUGUCCUCUAGACACCUUGGGGCUCGCCCUGGCUGCGCCAUGAGACGGUGAGGCUGGCUGGCUGGCUGUCUCUGGCUCUGCGUGGCUCUGAGGCUCUCGCAGCCUCAGCUGCCGCCUCGCUCCGGCUCAGUAUUGACGGGACGCCAGUCGUGGAAGGUGUGCCGCGCCGAGCUGCUGCUUCUGUCAGGGCCUCGUCUCGACGUGCUGCGCUGUAAAAAGAAGCCAUCAUGUGUCCAUUAUACCCGGUGCACCUGGUGCUGAUGUACGGGGCGCUGCUGGUGGGGGUGUGGAUGGCCGGCCUUGGCACUGUGAUGGCCGCCGCCUCGGAGGUAUCCCUGCUUAAGGUCCGCCUCCAUGUUAAUGACACCCCUGUGGAUACCCUGGACAUUAAGGAGGGCGAGGAGAAGAUGGUCACCUUCUACUUAGAUGACCUGCCCAUACAGGCUGCCGGAGAUAUCUUGUUAAAGGAUGAAAAUAAUGACCAUUUGAAUCACAUUGAAGUUAAGCCGGAGCGCAUCCCCCUCACUGCCCUGGAAAAAGAGGAGCCGGACUCCCCUUCGCCCAGUGGCUCCUUCAAUGUGUCAGGGAAGUUCCUCGGCUUCACACGGGUGAGGCUCGUCCUGAGUGACGGGAACGACCAGGAGCUGAUGGCCAGUGAACCCGUCCAGGUGAAGGUGCAGCGUGGCAAGCGUGUGUUGGACAAGAUCUUCAUCCACGUGAUCAUCUUGUUAGUGAUUGUGGCGUACAUCAACAUGGGCUGUGCCAUUGACCUCAAGGUGAUCAAGGAGACUCUGCGUCGCCCCGUGGCCCCCGCCAUUGGUCUGGCUUCCCAGUAUCUCUUCAUGCCCAUAGUGUCAUACGUCAUUGGAUACGGACUAUUUUCUGACUACCCGUCAAUGUGGCUCGGACUCUUCCUGACUGGCUGUUCCCCUGGCGGCGGCGGCUCCAACAUGUGGACCUACAUCCUCGGUGGCUCCUUGGACCUCUCCGUCACCAUGACCUUCGUAUCCACGGUGGGAGCCUUUGCUGCGCUGCCCAUCUGGGUGUUUUCUCUGGCAAGAACCAUCUUUAACGAUGGUCAGUUCAACAAGCUACCCUUCAAGAACAUUGCCAUGCUGAUCAUUGGCUUGGUGGUGCCUCUGUCCAUCGGCCUCUUGAUCAAGUGGAAAUCAGAACGAGUUGCCUUAAUGCUCAAGCGCCUUCUGAAGCCCUUCUCCAUCAUAUUCAUCGUCUUCAUCAUGACAUUUGGAGUGUAUGCAAACUACUAUAUUUUUGCAUUCUUUGACUGGAAGGUGGCAGUGGCUGGCCUGCUGCUGCCGUGGCUUGGCUUCGUGUUUGGUGCCGUGAUGGCCCUGAUGUGUCGCCGCAGCAUGGAGGAGAUCAUCGCCAUCAGCAUUGAGACUGGGAUCCAGAACACUGGCAUCGCCAUCGGUAUCCUCAAGGUGGCACUGGGAGACUUUGCCCCCUUGGGAGACAUUGCCAUGGUGAUUCCCGUCGCUGUGGCCACCAUGACCCCCAUACCCCUCACUGUGGCCUACAUCUUCAAGCGUGUGCAGGAGUGUCGAGGGAAGACUAAGACCCUGAAGUUCGACAUACCUUUUGAUGACAAUGACAACCACACACUCGCCAGCUCAACCUCUCCCCUUAACAAGAGCCCCUCAGACUUCUGUGGGCCCAUCGCGGCCUAGCAGUGCCGGGUUCUGUGUGUGUGGUGGCCACUGUCCAUCUUGCUGGGCCGUCACUCCGCGAGGUUGUUCUUCAGCUGGUUGUUGGGCCACGUCAAGCACACCGUAGGGUUGUCAUGCACCAAUCUCAUAAAUGAAGAGUCUCAUUAUUAUAUAUUUCAGUAAUAGAAUUCAGUGAAACUUUUCAUAAAACUAUGUAAACCACAAUUUUAACAUGUACAAAAAAUAAUCUAUUUUAGAGUAUAAUAUCCUCCCUACAUUAAACAGGGAUUGAGCAUGAAAUAUUAAAAGUUGUUGAAUGUGAAUAUUUAAUAUACUUAAGGUUCAAGUGUUAAAGAAAUAAUAAUAAUAGAAGUAUUAUAGGUUUUAUGGAAACCUUAGCUGCCAAGAGGAUAAAGUAUUAAAAUACAGUUCAUGCCUGUUAAUAAAAAUCUUUGCACUUUAAA
Messenger RNA from Eriocheir sinensis (Chinese mitten crab), 2225 nucleotides. RefSeq names its product ileal sodium/bile acid cotransporter-like. Gene Ontology annotation, cellular component: membrane. The transcript has 8 exons. Lineage: Eukaryota; Metazoa; Arthropoda; Malacostraca; Decapoda; Varunidae. The record is from RefSeq and is a predicted model, not a curated record. Bases 322 to 1782 code for a protein of 486 amino acids.